Hevea brasiliensis (rubber tree) is the source of this 3204-nucleotide messenger RNA. RefSeq names its product ubiquitin-like-specific protease ESD4. Gene Ontology annotation, cellular component: nucleus. The record is from RefSeq and is a predicted model, not a curated record. NCBI's taxonomy places the organism in Eukaryota, Viridiplantae, Streptophyta, Magnoliopsida, Malpighiales, Euphorbiaceae. Gene Ontology annotation, molecular function: deSUMOylase activity. Gene Ontology annotation, biological process: protein desumoylation. The coding region runs from base 1224 to 2738 and encodes 504 amino acids. The transcript has 9 exons.
CUCAAAAUUCCUUAUUUACUUUUUACGCAUAUUCAGUUGCCAUUCGUUCUUCCCAGUAAGAAUUGGUUGGCUAUACUGGGAAACCUAAAAGGUUUAGAGUGUCAUUCUUUCCUUUGGCUUUGCAGAAGUUGUGAUGGCUUCUCAUACCAUUUAUCAAACACCACAGGUGUUGAAACUCUUUCCUCAAAUAUUCUCUGUUGAAACUUCAUGCUAUUUAACGAACAACUGAAUAUAAUGGUAACUCUUUCUUCAACUCCUCUGUGGAAACUGAAUGCUGCUGCUGACAAACAGACAUAUUGGAGGUUAGAAGAGCAUAGAAUGCUGUGCGUAUUUCUUAUAUAUAAAGUUUUCUAUUGCAGAAUUUCCACCUUUUCGUCAUCAGCAUCAUUGUGUUUUUGUUAUGCUUCCUUCUGAAAACCAAUCGCAUACUAGUAUACUUUUGCCACUUCAUCCUGGACAAGAAUAAAGUUGAAGCCUAAGAAGUGAAGACGCCCAAGUGAAAUCUGCGAUGCCCAUUGUGCGAGCUGGUCUUAUGGCUGGCUGGUCUUUGUUGGCUGCCUUGGGCCAUGGCUGCGGGUUUCUGGGUUCUCUGGCUAUUAUGUUCAUUCAAGGAGUCGCGCCGCUCCUCACGUCCAAACGCUAGUUGAUACUUUUUCAAAAAGCAGUUUUUUAACCACUUAUCUACAAUUUCAAAAGCAACCUCUGGAUUCGGCAAAAAAUCCAUCCAGCCCAGCCCAUCGCUGUUCUGAAAAAUUCAUUACCAAGAAAAGAAAGAACCAAAAAGUCGAAACGUGCGAUAAAUUUUAUGCCCGCGAAAGCUCGUAAAUCGUUUCCCCAACACGUCAAGUCGUUAAAAUCUCAUCUCACUUUUUUUGCUUACUUUUUUAGAUCUUGCAAUCACAAACAAAACCCUUUCUUUCGCUCUUUUCUUCUUCCACAUUUGCAAUUGGGCUUGUUGUUUCAAUUCCUCUCUUUUAAUUUUGGAUUUCUUACCAUCUCUAAAUCAAAAUCACGCCACUUUCUCAGCGUUUCCUGCGCUAUUCACAUUUAAAUUCUUCCCACGCAAAAAAACCCUAAUUUUUGUAGCCCAAUUGUUUGUCUAGGAUUUUAUUUCUGUCUAGAAAGCUCCCUUAUUAACAAAAUUAGUUAUAUUUUCAGACUAAAAAUGCUUUCCUUUAGAUGGGUUUUAAAUUUUUAAGCUUGUUAAGCUUUAGAUUUGAACAAUGGGUGCCUUAACCAGCAUCAGCAAGCGAGACCCAUAUUCAAAUUCUCCUGAUUUUCAUAUUUCAAAAAAGCCCCGAUUGUCGUCCAUGUAUCAAACUCCUAACCAAACCCUAGGAUCCUCCAAUAGUACGGUCUCUAGAAUCUCCCGGUACCCAGAAACAACCUCGAAAUUUCGCCGAGAAGUCCAUGCACCUUGCAGAAUACUCAAGUUUGGUUUAUCCAGGUCUAAAGAUAUUGAUUACAGUGAAAAAAAGAAAUCUAGUGCUGAUGAUAUGGGGAAUUUCUUGUGUAGACAGCUGGAUUCUGCCAGGAGAAGAGCAAUUGGUGCUUUUAGGUAUUUGCUUAAAGAUAAGCAAGUAAUUGAUGUUGAUAACGAACUUGAGAAGCCUGAGAAGGAGAUGGUAUCUGAGGAUUCCAGUAUCGAAGAAGUUGAGGCUAUUGAAGAAGAUGGAAGAGAAUGGAGGUCUAUGGUUUUGGACCGGAGGUCACGAGAUAACCUUGUGGGUAAUAAGGAUAACAAUGAUGUUAAGAUUGUGGAGGAGAGAUCCGUGAUUACUAUGGACGGAAAUGUAGGGCUGGAAACUGCGGGGAAAAUGAUGGAUUCAUUGGUAUUGAAUGGCGAAGUGGAUAUAUCCAGUGUUGACGUGUAUAAGAAAUUGUUGGAGAGUGCGGAAAGGAGGAAUGGACGAUUAAAAGCAUUGGAUUCUGAGAUUGAGUUGCAUCGAAAGAAGCUAAGCUUUUACCAGUCAAUACGGCCUGUGAAGAAACCCGAAGAGAAAGCUGUCGAGGAGAUACCUCUUGAACCGUUUAUUCCUCUUAGGAAGGAGGAGGAGUCUUUGAUCAAACGUGCUUUUUCACCCAUCAACAGGCAGAAGGUCUUGGUCACUCACAAGAAUUCAAAUAUUGAUAUCACUGGAGAAAUUUUGCAGUGCCUGGGACCAGGCGCAUGGUUAAAUGACGAGGUCAUAAAUUUGUACCUUGAGUUGCUAAAAGAAAGAGAAAAGAGAGAGCCACAGAAGUUUUUGAAAUGCCAUUUCUUCAGCACUUUUUUCUACAAAAAGUUAACAAGCGGGGGGGAGUUCUAUGAUUAUAGAGCUGUCAGAAGAUGGACUACAGAAAAGAAGUUGGGAUACUUCCUGAUUGAACGUGAUAAAAUAUUUGUUCCUGUUCAUAGAGAGAUACAUUGGUGUUUGGCAAUUAUUAAUAAAAAGGAUCAGAAGUUCCAAUAUCUUGAUUCACUCAAAGGAAGGGACUCCAGAGUGCUGGAAAAUCUGGCUAAAUACUAUGUUGAUGAAGUGAAGGACAAGAGUAAAAAAGACAUUGAUGUAAGUAAUUGGGAACGGGAAUUUCUUGAAGACCUUCCUGAACAGCAGAAUGGAUAUGACUGUGGUGUGUUCAUGAUCAAAUAUGCUGAUUUUUAUAGCAGAAAUUUAGGGCUUUGUUUUGGCCAGGAUCACAUGCCGUACUUUCGGAUGAGAACAGCCAAGGAGAUUCUACAAUUGAGGGCCGACUGAUUGGAGAAGUGUAAAUGCUGCUAAAAUAAUGUGGACCUGUAUGCAUUUUGUUUCAUUGACUCUGCAAAUAGCAGAUCUGCCAUAUUUUGACAGAUGAUUGCAAAGAACUUGUGCUUACGUUGUGAAUAGAGGAUCUUUCAACAUUUGUCAAAAUCUGUGUGGUAGCAUAGCAGUUUUGGUUUUUGUCCAGUUGGAUUAAUUGAUCAAAGAUUGUUCUAGCGAUUGAUGGCGGAUGCAGAAUUUAGGGCAAGCUGGUACAUACAUCUUAUUGAGUGCAAGUUGGGUUCUGCAGAGGGCUUUUUGUUAUUAUUUGUAGAGUUGAUCCUGGAGAUAUUAGGCUUUGUUUGUAACUUUAGCUUAUAAAACAUGUUUCUUCUCUCCUUUCAGAGUGGUUUCAUGAAUGUAAUGAUUACGUUUCAAGCUUUUUAGAGAAUCAGGAACGUAUGCAUAUAAUUUGUCUCUGCCA